Molecule: messenger RNA, 726 nt
Organism: Leishmania braziliensis MHOM/BR/75/M2904
Lineage: Eukaryota; Euglenozoa; Kinetoplastea; Trypanosomatida; Trypanosomatidae
Product: putative tRNA (guanine-N(7)-)-methyltransferase
Exons: 1
Coding region: 1-726 (241 amino acids)
Biological process (GO): tRNA methylation; RNA (guanine-N7)-methylation
Cellular component (GO): tRNA methyltransferase complex
Molecular function (GO): tRNA (guanine(46)-N7)-methyltransferase activity
Source: RefSeq, a predicted model, not a curated record
AUGACCUCUCAAGAGCAGUCGCGAUGGACGCGGCUACCGAUUCGGACGCGUCCGCACCGGAAUCCGCUUGCCGAGAAUGACGACGAGCACCCGGAGUGCCCGGCACAGUUCGCGGAGCGUUUCGCGGAGUUCUAUCCGGGUGUGGACAAUCCGGUGGUUGAGUUCGUCGACGUCGGAUGCGCAUUCGGGGGCAUGCUCUUCUCCCUUGCGGCGGUAUUCCCCACAACGUGCAUGUUGGGUCUUGAGAUUCGCUCGAAGGUUGUCAGCUUUGCACAGGAGAAGACGCUGGCGCUUCGCCAGGAGAACGCAGCAUCCUCGACGCUGCACUAUCGAAAUAUCUGGUUUGAGCAGAUGAAUGUCAUGAAGUUUGGGUCCAACUGCUUUAAGAAGGGUCAGCUGUCUCGCCUCUUCUUCUGCUACCCGGACCCACACUGGAAGCGAAAGAACAUCCGCCGCCGCGUCAUUUCGCCGGGAUUAGUACAGGAGUACGCGUACUGGCUGCGCCAUGGUGGUCUGCUGUACACUGUCUCGGAUGUGGCUGAGCUGGAGGAGUGGAUGAAACAGUGCCUGGACGAUUCGCCACUGUUUCGCCGUUUGACGGAAGCCGAGCUAAGCACCUCUGCGCAUCAGCAAGUCCUCGAAAUUGUGACAGGUACCAGCGAGGAUGCUCAGCGCACGGCGCGUAAAGGACUACAGAAGUACUUCGCUGUGCACAUGCGCAUAUGA